Aaosphaeria arxii CBS 175.79 is the source of this 885-nucleotide messenger RNA. Its product is annotated as NAD(P)-binding protein. Gene Ontology annotation, biological process: triglyceride catabolic process; phosphatidic acid biosynthetic process. Bases 1 to 885 code for a protein of 294 amino acids. The record is from RefSeq and is a predicted model, not a curated record. The transcript is spliced from 4 exons. Gene Ontology annotation, cellular component: lipid droplet; endoplasmic reticulum. Lineage: Eukaryota; Fungi; Ascomycota; Dothideomycetes; Pleosporales. Gene Ontology annotation, molecular function: acylglycerone-phosphate reductase (NADP+) activity; triacylglycerol lipase activity.
AUGGCCGGAUCAAAAUACUGCCUCAUCACUGGAUGCGGAAACGGUGGAAUAGGAAAUGCCCUUGCACGAGAAUUUGUCGCCAAAGGCUACCAUGUCAUUGCUACCGUUCUCCCGGGAGAAUAUCGCGAUCACCUCCUGAACCAGUCUGAUAUCAGUGUUUUCGAUCUCGAUGUAACAGAUGAAUCCAUGGUCCGCGGCUUCUCCAAUACUGUAGCUAAAAUCACAAACGGAAGACUGGACAUCCUCGUCAACAAUGCUGGUAUCGUGUAUACCAUGCCAGCAGUCGACACGGAUAUUGCUCACGCCAAAAGGCUAUUCGACGUGAACUUCUUUGGCCCUCUUUCUAUGGUCCAUCAUUUUCAUCGUCAGAUCGUUGCUGCAAAGGGACUCAUCGUGAACGUUGGCAGCAUUGCAAGUGUCUCUCCCUACGUAUAUGGCAGCGUCUACAAUGCAAGUAAAGCGGCGUUGGUCCAUUUCAUGGAUACGUUGCGAGUGGAGAUGCGAUAUUUCGACGUUCGCGUGAUGAACGUAAUAUCUGGAGAGAUCAAUACAACUAUCUUACGGCAUGACAAGGAGAGAAGUUUGCCAGAGCGAAGUAUAUUCUAUGACACCAUGAACGAAGACUACAAAGCACACUGCCGGCGAAACCCAGGAUCCUCACUUCCUUCUGAAUACGCGAAAGCUGUGGUAAAGCAGGCAAUGAAGCGGAAUCCAAAGCGAUGGUUCUGGUAUGGUUCUAAUACUACCACUGUGUGGGCUCUUCGCACAUUCUUUGGUCAGUGGGUUUGGGAACCUGUUUUCGGGGGCAUGUUCAACCUGAAAAAGGUUAGGGGACAACCAAAGGGAGGGAGGGUAGAGGUGAUAAUUGAACAACCAAAGGUGUAG